AUGGCCGACAAGGAGAGCCUAAAACGCAAUCAAUGGAGGAAGGCGCACAGAGCGCGGCAGAGAGAGCUUCAUAUCCCGAAGAAAAUCCAGUGGGGUCCAUAUAAUUUGGAUUUUCCGACCUUCGACAGUGCAGGCGUUCUUGAGCUUCGGCAAUUCAUAUAUGAGUUGGAUAACGAAGCCAAUUGGGCGAAACCGAGAGAGCAUAUUAUCGCCGAUAUUAUGGAAAGUCUACGUAUGUCCAAGAGUCCACUGGAGAUUAUCGCAAAGGUACCAUCGAUCCUCCCAACAUCAGAUGGGGACUUGUUUCUUUUGAACAAUUCGCAGGCUCUGCACAAUCGCCUCAGGCAAAAGUUUGAGAAGCCGCUACUUCACCGAGCUUCGCUGUCUGGAAACUCACUCUGUGGUCGCAAACUGAGCCUGGAUGCGUUCUGGAAGCAUCUACGGGAGCAGCCGAACAAGACGAUAGAGGUCUACGACUACGCGGUGGCAGAGCCGACUUUAAGAACACGAAGAUUGACAGUCCAGGAAGUAUUGUUGCAUUGGGAGCUCCCAGCGCAGGAGCGACAUGCUCUUAAUCUCCUGGAUAUUGAGAACAGAAUCGGGGACUUCUGCCCAAACGAAAUAGUCGAACAUGAUCUUCACAGCAAACCAUCUCUCCUAUCUCCGGAUAAUGUUGGAAAAAUCGACUCGGACUGGAAAAAUAGUCGAAAAGAAUUUUUCCUUCUCAGCGGGGCAAACGCGAUAUCGUCUAUCCAUGUGGACAAUGGAGGUCAGCUAACGUGGAUUCUAAACCUCGAAGGUCGGAAGAUCUGGUACUUUCCUCGCAAACCGACUAGCGAUGCUGUCCGGUUGUUGGCUGUUAUGGGCUCUCAGUCUCCUCGAGGAUAUGAAGGAGGCUGGGUACGGGUAGAGCUAUGCGCAGGCGACCUGUUCGUCAUGCCUCCCAGUUGUCCACAUGCGGUGUUCACCCCAGAUGACUGCCUUGCCGUUGGUGGCCAUUUAUACAAGGCUGCACACCUUGGUUCAACGCUCCGCAAGCAUUCCUGA
Aspergillus luchuensis is the source of this 1047-nucleotide messenger RNA. RefSeq lists its product as uncharacterized. Lineage: Eukaryota; Fungi; Ascomycota; Eurotiomycetes; Eurotiales; Aspergillaceae. The transcript is spliced from 2 exons. The coding region runs from base 1 to 1047 and encodes 348 amino acids. The record is from RefSeq and is a predicted model, not a curated record.